Molecule: messenger RNA, 180 nt
Organism: Carassius carassius (crucian carp)
Lineage: Eukaryota; Metazoa; Chordata; Actinopteri; Cypriniformes; Cyprinidae
Product: C-type lectin domain family 3 member A homolog
Exons: 2
Source: RefSeq, a predicted model, not a curated record
AAAGUCUUCAAGAUCCCAGGUAAGUGUUUUCUCGUGGACACGACGAAGAAGAGCUUUCACACUGCAAACGAUGACUGCAUUGCUAAAGGAGGGAUCACCCAUCAUCCCAUCCUGUCCACGGCCAACGGGAAGUGGCUCGACGAGGAAAAGGCAUCUGUCUGUCAGUUCAACAUCAUCUAA